UAGCUAGGAGCAAAAAACAUUGAAAUUCUUGUGGUCUCAGUUCUCAAAAGAGUCAAGGAAGAUGUUUUGUUGGUGACAUUCCGGCAGAUCGUCGGCAAUCGUGUCGUGUCUUUUCAUAACGGGUUGUUGUUGGGUAGAGAAGUUCACUUAUCCAGGAAAAAUGAUUUUUUUCCAAGUUUUAGCUUCGUUUUUCGUAUUAGGGGCCUUUUCUCAGGCCGAAGACAUCAAAGCCGAAGAAGGUGUUCUAGUCUUGAAUAAGGCAAACUUUGAAGAGGCUACGAAACUCCACGAAUUCCUCUUGGUAGAAUUUUAUGCUCCUUGGUGUGGACACUGCAAAGCCCUCGCUCCCGAAUAUGAAAAGGCCGCCAAAUCUUUGGUGGAAAAAGAGUUCUCAAUUAAAUUAGGUAAAGUCGAUGCCACUGAAGAGCAGGAACUGGCCGAACAGUUUUCAGUCCGUGGGUAUCCUACAUUGAAGUUCUUCAAGAACGGCAACCCUGUUGAAUACAGUGGUGGCAGACAAGCUGAUGACAUUGUCAACUGGCUCAUCAAAAAAACUGGUCCACCAGCCAGAGACUUAGCAUCUGUAGAAGAUGCCAAGACUUUCAUAGAAGAAUCAAACGUAGCCGUUAUUGGUUUCUUCAAAGACCAAUCCAGCGACUUGGCCAAAGCCUUUUUGGCUGUUGCCAGUGCAGUUGACGACAUUCCUUUCGCCAUCACAUCAAGCGACGAUGUAUUCAGCAACUACGAAGUUCAAGACGGAACUGUUCUACUUUUCAAAAAGUUCGAUGAAGGACAAGUUGUUUACGAUGGCGAAGCUUCUGAGACUGAACUUAAAAAAUUCAUCCAAUCCAACUCUUUACCCUUGUUGGUCGAAUUCAACCACGAAACCGCUCAAAAGAUCUUUGGAGGUGAAAUCAAAUCUCACUUGCUGUUGUUCUUGAACAAAGGCGAAGAAUCAUAUGAAAAAGUUACUGAAGCUGCUCGCAGUGUUGCCAAACCGUUCAGAGAACAAGUACUGUUUGUUACCAUCGAUGCAACAGAAGAAGACCACCAAAGAAUUUUGGAAUUCUUCGGCAUGAAGAAGAGCCAAGUGCCAGCCGCGAGAAUAAUCAAAUUGGAAGAGGACAUGUCCAAAUUCAAACCCGAAAGUGACGAAUUGACUGCCGAAGUUUUACAAAAGUUCGUUCAAGACUUUUUGGAUGGCAACUUGAAACAACACUUGCUCAGCCAAGAAGUACCUGAGGAUUGGGACAAGGAACCCGUCAAAGUUUUGGUAGCCGAUAACUUUGAAAGUGUGGCUCUUAAUACCGAGAAAAAUGUACUUGUUGAAUUUUAUGCUCCAUGGUGUGGACAUUGCAAGCAAUUGGUUCCUAUUUACGAUAAAGUUGCAGAACAUUUUGCAGAAGACAAAGAUGUGGUAAUCGCUAAAAUCGAUUCCACAGCCAACGAAUUGGAAACAAUCAAAAUCACAGGUUUCCCAACUUUGAAAUUCUUCAAAAAAGAAACGAACGAAGUUGUAGACUACAAUGGCCCAAGGACGUUCGAAGCUCUGGUCAAAUUCGUAGAAUCUGGCGGUGUAGAGGGAGCAGCGGCCGAAGAACCCGAAGGUCCCGAAGUAGAACUUGGAGAGAAUGCUAAAGAUGAACUAUAAAAAAAAUAUAUUUAAGGACAUUUUUACUUAAUAAAAAAAAAUAUUAAGUACCCAUUUGGGAAGUAAAUUUUGUAAAAAUAACUUUUAAAGUGGUCACUUGCAGGUUCAUUUGUCUUUUCUUUAUGUAAGUGAUGAAUGAACCUCUGCAAUGUCUCUCUCCUUCAAAGUGUGAUAGGAAGAUGUUUAAACAAAGUUGUGUUUUUUUUACUAAUUUUCGUAUAUUGAUAUUUAUUGUAGUUUUUUCAAAUUUAAAUCUCAUUUCAAACUCAGAACUUCCAUUCCUAGCUGAGGUUUGAAUUUGAUUCUUCGUAAGGAUAAGUUACAUAUUUCUAUUUUUUUUUUUGAGACUGUGAAACUAAGUAUAUUUUUUUUAUUGGUCAAUUUGAAUAGAUCUUAUUGAAAAAAAAAUUAAAUUUGUUAUUUAUGUAUUUUUUUUUUUUGAAGAUUUUAUUGCCAGCACAAAAAUAUUGUUCUAUCAACUAAAAUGUGUAUAUAAUAAAUAGGCAGAUGAAAAGUGCAAAUGUUUCCUUAUUUUUUUGGAUAUUUAUGCUGAAAAGGUCAAUAAAAAUGUGUCUAAAAUAUA
Ceutorhynchus assimilis (cabbage seed weevil) is the source of this 2234-nucleotide messenger RNA. The record is from the annotation of a GenBank genome assembly. NCBI's taxonomy places the organism in Eukaryota, Metazoa, Arthropoda, Insecta, Coleoptera, Curculionidae.